This is a messenger RNA of Spirodela intermedia, 6318 nucleotides long. NCBI's taxonomy places the organism in Eukaryota, Viridiplantae, Streptophyta, Magnoliopsida, Alismatales, Araceae. The record is from the annotation of a GenBank genome assembly.
AUGGAGGAGAUCUUGGCCGCCAUCGUCUGCAUGCUUCUCGUGUUUGGCCUCAUCCCGUUGUUGUGGUGGAAGCGACGCCAAGUUCCCAGGUCUGGUGACGGGGAGGAGGAAGAUGCGGCGCCUCUGGUGAAACCCCGUGCUCUCCUAAUUUUCAUCUUGCCGAGAUGUCUGAAUUAAAUUUUCGGAGUCGUGGUUAGUCUUAGGUCGUUUAAUUUUUUCGGUUACGUUAUUUUUAUGUGAAUUUUGGGCAGAGUUUUUUUUGGCAGUAUAACCAGAAAACAUUAAAAUAAGUAAUCUCAAAGCUCAAAUUAUCUUUGAAUAAAUUUCUGUGAAGGAAUGAUGAAUGAAAGUACAACAGAACACCUCAAUUGGUAUCAAAAGGAUAUAAAUCGUUUUUAAUGAGUUUUAAUUCGCCCGUGGGUUUCGGGCAUCUAUGAAACUGAGAAAUAUCGAGUUGCUUUUCCUCAUGAUGUGCUUCUGAGUUGUAAGAUCCCCUUACUUACUGGCACGUAUUGAUUUUUUUUGGGUAGCUUUUGCAUUUUAGUCGUUGCUUCAGUGAAUUUCAAAGAAGCCGCGGCAUCAAGUCACUCGGGAUCAAUGGUCAGGAUGGUAUGUAGAGGAUGAGAGAGUCUAGUAUGGAAAGUAGUGUAUUAUUAUUUUUCUUGAAUGAAGAGAACACAGAGAGUAUGAUUUUGUUUUCCCGAAAUUUUCAUGUUUUCCCCUUCGUAGAAGAUUUGGGAAGGCAUACUUAUCACGUUUUUCAUAUUACCCUUUCUAUUCCCAAUAGUUAAAAUAUGUCUUUCUCUGUUGAAUUUUACUCCAUGAGAGUGCCAAUUUAACUUGCAACAUUCAAUUUAGAACUGCUCAUGGAAUUUGACUACAAUUUAUUGGAUGAAGUUUCUUUGUUCAAACUAUUAAUUUGUUUCACAGUAAACAUAAAGUUUGAUUUUUUGUGUAAUUCAAGUUUUUUCUGGUGAAUCUUCUAUUUUGGGGAAUGGGAAUAGUGUCAACAUUUAUGAAAACUGGCCUCGUCACUUUCUCCUGUUUUUCACCUAGAGGGAACAAGUAGUACAGCAUGCAGCAACACGUCGGAUGCGACGGAGGCCAGCUGUUGGAGGUUCAUCAAGUUCGGCAAGCUCAUCUAUUUCAGCUGUCCGGUUGCAAGGUAUCUACUUUUUUUUCAUGAACUUUGAGACUUGCCUUAAAUUUGCGUUUUUAUCUUCCUAUCAUAUAUGUGUAGUCAUCUCGUGUUUGUUUUAAAUAUCAACUCUGUACUUGUUCUCGUUCUCUGUUCAAGAAAUUAAUUUGGUAAAUGACAUUGGAAAGCAGUAAAAGUUGCAGUCGAUCAGGACUCUAUCAAUCUUGCAAUAUUGGAAUUAUCCUGUUUCACCAACAUUUUUCUAAACACUUUUUUGUCCUCGGCCCCAGUUUACCUUAUUUAGCACCCGACCAGAUAUCUGGACUGUCUUUUCAGCCUGCACUUGUUCAUGUGAUCUUUGGGCUGGAAUCAUGAGAUGUGCUGCUUUCGGAACAUAUGGGUUAAAGUAAAAAUCUGUUAGCUGACCUAUUCAUACAGACCAUUUUUCUUAUUUCAGAAUAGAUUAUAAAAUAGACAGGACACGGGAGCAAUUUUUCAAGAAUGUGGUCUUUAAACAUGAGAGGUUGAGUCAGAUUUUGGUUCGACGUGAGUUGUCAAAUUAUAGCAGAUUAGUGUCAAUCCAAAUUUGUUUCAACUUGCUCUGAGUUGAAUCAAGGUUUCUGGUAAUGCUGCCUUGCAAACUUACAAGUCCAUGUUGCCUCAUUUGAUUAACAUGGUGGCUGAUCAGGCGAUGAUUUGAGCUAGUGAAUUGUCGAAUUCGUUUCAUAUUUUCUCUCAAGAGUUGAGAGUUUGGCCUUAGUGCUUUUGAAGCUGUUCCUGACACCAGAAUAAAUAUUCUGAGCUACAUUUGCUAUAGGGUCUCUGCUUACCUGUCACACGGCUGGAAUAUGGAAAUGUUCCAUGGAAUGGUAGGUCAUAGAUGAUUUGCUUCAAUCAAAAUAGAAAACUUUAUAAUGAGCAAGUACUACUUCAGACAAAAAAUAACAGCUGACUAUGCCAACUGGUGGUGUUUUACUGGACCCCAUGGUCCAUUUAUUCGUAUUUUAUUUUUGUGAAGCUGUUCCAUUUGGUGCACACACUUUGGGUGGCUGGUGUAGGAUGUAUGGAUCCUUUUGUCUUCGAUUGUUGGGGUUCCGAUCUCGAGAUCGAUAGGGAUGGAAGCUACACGGGGUAGGUAAGCAGAGUUUGUAUGAGCCGUACAAAAUGGACUUGUUUUGGAAAUAACUUUUUCCUUUUCCUUUGAUAAGUUCAUUGUGCCUCUAUUUUGCAGUCCAUUUCUCCUGGAGAGUCUUUUAUAUAUUUAGAGGAUUUACAUUCAUUGGUCCAAGGCCGGUGUGGACAUCCUUGUGUUGCAUUCCUUGAAAUUUCCUAUCACAGAGUAGAAUGUCGAACGGUGGGUUUUUAUUUUUUGCAAUUGGAGAUGCAGAGACUGCCGUUGAAAGUGAUGAAGAAGAUCCUGACGGAAAUUACAAUGUUGCACAAGCUUCUACGAAGAAGGGAAGAAAGAAACAAGAGCGAGAGGCACAGCGACAGGUAUAAUAUACUCUUUCUUCAUGUCCCUCGUAACAGUGUUUUUUCUCUCCUCAGCCUGUUAGCUUGCUGACGCCAACCAUUUUCAGGCAGAGGAGGCAGCACGUGAGUCAAGAAACAUAAAGCAAGAUUAUUACAAUGAGAUGAGGAGAAGAAAGGAUGAGGAACGUGAAGCACAGGAACGUUUGAUGGUUGGUGCAUGCUUGUUAUUCUCUCGUGUCUGAUUCGUAUUUGUUACCCAGCUUACUUUGAUAUAGCAUUUGAUUUAAUGUUUUAGGAAGAAGAAGCUCUGGCCAAGAAGAUCAAAGAGGAGGAAGCCGCUGCACUUGAUUUUGAGAAGUGGAAAGGAGAAUUUUCUGUUGACGCAGAGGGCACCACAGGAGAUGAUAUUCAAAAUGGUGGUCUGGACUUGCUUUCUGACUUUGUUGAAUACAUCAAGGUGGUUUUCAUUCUCUUUCGCUGUUUUAACCGUGGAAUCGUUUUUCAUUCUCUUGUUCAUUAAUGUGCAUUGAAAAAAUCAUCUCUUUGGAUGCUUUAUAUAUAUAUUUACUUAAUGAAAAAUACUGCAAGCUUUUUCUCAUAGACUUCGUUUCUAGGUGAACAUUGGCAUUUGUCAUUUUCUACUGUGACAUUGAACUAAUAUUUUAUCCUAUAUCACUUGACAGACCAAGAUCCAAUUAACUUUUAUUUAUUGAAAUGCUAUAACCUCAGAAUUGGCUUUUAAUAUAUUGAUGAAACUUCCCUUUUUGCCCGUCAAUAGCCUCCUUGCUUCAUUCAUCAGAUGUUUAAGAGAAUUAAAAUUGCAUGGAUGUCCAUGUGUUGAAAGCUUUCAAGAGAGGAGCUGAUAUUCAUAUUGGCAUGAUGCCCUGAAUAAAGGUUAUUUUUCUUUCUUUGUAACUAACGAGGGAGAUGGUAAAAGAAAUAUCAGAGAAUGUCAACUCUCUUGUUUGAAAGAUUGUUGCUUUUAUCAACCCAUGGUUUAUCUAUUAAUGCCGAUGAAGGAUCUGUUAGGACUUUGUUCCUCUAUUAAAGAGAGCCAAUUAACUUCUUUUGUGCAAUUGAUUGUUGCAGAUGGUGUUGCAUCAUAUCUAAUAAAUGUUGGUUUACAGCUGAUAGAUAUUUAUUGGUGAUCAUCGACCUAUGCAUUAUCAACUAUCAUUGCUCCUAGUUUUGUAUUGAUCUUGUCAAUUUUAUCAUCAUCAAGCUAUGGAUUACCUUGGCAUGGUUUCUUGGUUGUCCAUCUUAAUUAAUUAUAGGCUUUCUUCAAUUACAAGUUUCUCCUCGAAAUAGGUGCUUGAAAGACUAGUCAGUCAACUUUAGUGGAAACAUACGAAGUUUGCUACCUUAGUACCUUAUGCAAUUAUUCAUACAGUUAAUAUUUUUUCCAAAAUAUUAGCAGAUCCUGGCAAAAUUUUGAAAGGUGAGACUUUAUUAUUCUUUCAGAUUACUGUUUGUCAACCAGCGCCCAUAUUUGUACACUUGCCUCCCGAGCAGAACAAUCAGGAUCGUUAUCAUGGUUUCUCGUUUUGGAUUUCUUCAUUUACCAACAGUUGCCUUACUCAUGCCUUUUCCUCAAUCAUCUUAGGCCAAGUCAACUUCCUAAACCAAGUCAUCUUGAACGUUUGCUUUAAAACUAAAAUUGCUUUAAAAUCAGUCAUCCCUUGAAUGACAGAAAUACGCACAAUUCAUCAUUUUUUGCUCAGGAUUAACCCAACCUCCUUAUUCAGAUCAACUAAAAUGAAGUUUACUUCUCACUCUUGAGUUGCCUGUAACAUGGGCCAUCUUGGGGCAUGCUGUUACUUACGAAUGAAAUCUGGCUUACUGUAAAUUGUGGCUGGUAUAAUACUGGAGGUUACAACUAGCUUAGGUUGGGUAAAAGCCAUAUGGAUAGAUCGGCAUGGCACCAUGAUGUAUACAUGAUGUACAUGAAGUUCACUGUACUAACCCAGCUAUAUUUAGAUGUGUUUAAUGAGGGUCUGUGCCAGAAAGGGAGUUGGGCAAAUGACUAUUUAGAUAAGUUAUGCUGAGAUUUGGUGAUUGUCUUGAUGUUGGAUGAAUAGUGUUGACUCCUCUCGUACGCCUGAAAUCAAAAAUCGAUCUCCUCCAAACUCCAGGUGCAGCAGCAACAGAGAGAGGAGGAGAAAAGGGGGAAACAGGCCGAAUCCCUAAAAUUCUAUUUCUUGUUCUCAAUUUAGGUUUUCCACGAGAUUGGGUUUUACAUGAGUCCGUUAGUAACAAUGUGAACAGGGUUGGACUGGACUUGUGUAGUUCAUUACAACUAAAAUAGAAAAAAAGAAAAGAACUCCCUAUUAUGUAACUUCCCUAUAAUGGUGUAUAAUUGCAAGAAUUCCUUACCAAUUAUGGCGUAUCAUUUUUAUGGAUUCUUUCCUUGUAUCAAUCAGUUUAUAUUUUUCGGAUAAUAUGGUCUUCUCGUCAAUAUGAGAUGGUUGUGGCUAAACAGAUCUAACUUGCAGGUUCUAGUUUUAAGGAUGUACUCUAGGUUUUAAUAAUAGCAUGAAUUUGUCUCAUAAAAUCAUUACUUUGGCAUCAUCUCUCAUGUGCAUCAGUCCACAAGGAGUCAGAUGGAAGAUGGUGUAGUCUACUCAAGUGGAAAGAUGGGUGCUAACCUUUACUUCUUCUUCUUCUUCUUUCCUGUAGAAACAAAAAUGCAUUCCUCUGGAAGAUCUUGCAGCAGAAUUCAAGCUACGCACCCAGGUAUUUAUGGCAAUAUAUAUAUUCGUUGAACGCUAGCAUUGGAGUUGUGCCUCUUCACUUUGCAUGCACCCUAAGGGCCGGAAGAGUAGCAGCAUUAAUAGUUUCUGAAAUUCACAGAUCAUUACGUAUGGAGAUAGAGAAAGAACCCUCCUCACUGGAGUCAAUCAUUUGUUAUAUAUAAUAUGGUUCGUGCUUUCUCAUUUGUUUCAUGAACUAUGUGUAUCUUCCAUAGUUUGAAGGUACUAUAUGAAAUAGUUCAUAUACCAAUGUCAAUGAUGAGUCAUUCGAUAGUGUUGCAAGAUAGGAAUCACCUUCAAAGGUAUGUUUAUGUGAGUUGAUCAUGGACAUUAUUAACAUAAUUGGACAUCACAUCCAUUCAAUGAAAAGAUAUACUCCCAUAUCAUAAAUACUUAAGAACCAUGGCUACAUAGCACCCUCAUGGCAUGAUGUCCUGUUAUGAGGACUAAUGCAGUGCCUAUAUGGAAAGUUACCUCACCUAAGUUGUGCAAAAUAUUUUAAACGAUGAUGCUGAUAUUUUCAUAUGAUUUGCACCUUAAUAGUUGCAUGGUUCAUCUGCAGGAGUGCAUCAAUCGAAUAACUUCUCUGGAAAGCAUGGGUACGUCCUCUGACCUUACCUGAGUUGACCUUACCUUAAUUGGUCAUUCCAAUCUGAUCUGUCUGGGUUCCUAGCCUUGGGUCGUCAUUUUUCAUAGCCGUCCGGAUAUUUUAUUGAUGACUGGGUCUGUGGGACCAUGUUAUGUUUAGGUAGACUUUCAGGUGUGAUGGACGAUCGAGGCAAAUACAUCUACAUAUCUCCGGAGGAGAUGAAGGCGGUUUCUGACUACAUCAAAUCCAUGGGGCGAGUCAGCAUCUCGCACCUGGCUAGCAAGUCGAACCAGUUCAUCGAUUUGGACACAAAACCCCAGCUGGUCCAAGAAGAGGUCUCAACUGCGGAUGGCAUUCCCGUUGUCUGA